Messenger RNA from Halteromyces radiatus, 682 nucleotides. RefSeq lists its product as uncharacterized. The transcript has a single exon. NCBI's taxonomy places the organism in Eukaryota, Fungi, Mucoromycota, Mucoromycetes, Mucorales, Cunninghamellaceae. Bases 166 to 360 code for a protein of 64 amino acids. The record is from RefSeq and is a predicted model, not a curated record.
GCUGUUGUUGUUGUUGAGGCUGUUGCUGUUGUUGUGGUUGUUGUUGAGGCUGUUGUUGUUGUUGUGGUUGUUGCUGAGGCUGUUGUUGUUGCUGUGGUUGUUGCUGUUGUUGUGAUAACAGUUGUUGCAUUAGUUGCUGUGCUUGAAGAUUCAUUGGUUUCGGUGAUGAUUGAUUUCCUUGUUGUUGUUGUGCAUGCAUUUGUCCCAUUUGCGCCAAUAAAGCUCUUUGCUGUGGUGUCAAGUUGGUGGGUAAUUGUCCAUUCAUCAUAUUCAGAUUUGCCAAUAGAGCUUGUUGCUGUGUUUGUUGUGGUUGUCCUGGGGUUGUUUGUGCUGGUUGUUGUUGUUGGGCCUGAGCAUUGAUACUUUGAGGUACGGAUGACAUUGUAGGACGUACUUGCAUAUCACCCAAACCACCAGAAAAUGCCAAUGGAGCUGAAGUAACCGCACCAGAAGUUGAAGACAUCAUUGCAGCAGAAGUUCCAUUUUGAGCAUUGGCCAUUCCACUGAUUUUUUGCAAACUCAUUUGGAUAGCGGUCAGUUGUUGUUGUUGUUGAGGAGUGAGACUAGGAAGCUGUAAUAACAUUUGACGCUGCUGUAAUAAAUAUGGGAUCGGAUUCUGCAUGUUCGCCAUCCUAAGUCCUUGCAUCUGUUGCUGAUUUUGUUGUUGAAUUUGUGAUUGUUG